AUGGCUGUAAGGUGGACCGUGCGCGAGUUGACGAAAGCGGAACCGACCUACGAUUUCCUGGCUGGCGGUGGCGUCGAGGCAUCACCAGCACGACAACCAUUACGCGGAACGCUCAAGCAAUCGACCGUCUCUCGCGCCGACAUCAACAAUGAGAAUAUUCGCGCUCAAUUGAACACUUUACAAUACGAACUCGACUCCCUCAAGCAAGAACGCGAACUCACGAAUCUCCACCACCAACAAGAAGUCCGUGACGCGCUCAGUCGCAGCGAGAACGACUUCAAGCGUGCUCAAGCAGCCGAGGCGGCGAGUAAUGCCGCGAAAGCGAAAUCCGACGCGUUGGCCAGAGAACUGCAGGAGACGCGAGACCGCGCGACGAAUGAGCGUUUAGGGCUGGAGAAGAAGGUGCGGGGUUUACAGGAUGAUUGUCGUGUGCUGCGGGAGGAGGUGGAGGAGGUGCGAUCCGAGGUGCAAGGGAAGGAGCGAGCGAGUCGGAGGGCGUGUGAGGAGACGGAGCAGAAGUAUGACGUCUUGAAGGCUUCUGUGGAUGGGAUUCAGGAGGAUUUGGGGGCGAAGGUGAAGGCGUUGCAGGGGACGCAGCAGAGGCUCGUGCAGCGGGAGGCGGAGGUGGGGAGAUUGGAGGAGGAGGUGUUGCUGUUGAAGCAGAGGAGUGGGGAUAGUGAGACCUUGGCGGUUGUGCAGAGGGAGGUUGGGGAGCAGAGGGCUUAUAUCUUAAAGUUGGAGGCUAGGGGACGGGGGCAAGAGGGUGAGCUGAAGGGUUUGAGGGAGAUGAGGAAAGGGGUCGAGGUUGUGGAGGAGGAGAAGAGAGGGUUGGAGGCCAAGGUGGCGAUGUUGGAGGGUUUGAGGCGGGAGUUGGCCGAGGUGCAGUUGCAGAGGAGGAUUUUGGAGGAUGAGCGGAAGGGGUGGACGAGCUAUUUGGAGGCGCAGGGCGAGGAGGGGGUGAGGUUUGAGACGGCGGAGGAGAUGGCGAGGGCAUUUUUGCGGGAGCGGGUGGAGAGGUUGGGGUUGGUGGACAGGUUGGGUACGAUACAGCCGGAGCUGGCGGUCAAGGAGGAGAAUAUCCGUAGUUUGGAGGAUGAAAAGGCUGGACUGCAGGCUGAGAUGGAAAAGCUGCGAACGGCGCCACCGGCUGUAGCUGCCACUGGCCCUGCUGAUGGUAAAGUGCGAUUGCGACUCGAGCGACAGCGAAAUCUCAUGAACAAAGAAGUUGAAUAUCUACGAGCACAAAUGAAGACGUUCGAAGCUGAAGAAGCCGAGUUCAACCCGGAGCAGAUCGACGAGGAGCGCAUGAAACGCAUACAUGAGCUAGAAGACAUGGUGGAGAAGUUCAGAAGUGAAGUCCAAGCUCUCCACGUCGAGCUAUCAAAAGCAGAAGCAGAACCACCAGCACAACCACCCACACCACUCAACAAAAUCCCCCUCAAACGAUCACGAGAAGAAGAUUGCGAAACCUCAGACGAACGACUAGGAGAGUUACGCCGUAAGACCCGCACCCUCCAAACCUCGCUCGAAACCCGGCAGACACGAAUCCAACUCCUUGAAGCCGAGUUGAAGGCGACCAACACCCAAAUCGCCUCCCUAAAAGAAACCUCCCGAACCCGCAUCCUCUCCCUCCGCGACAACCCGACCGCCGAAGCCGAAGCGAUCAAACUAACCACCCUCACCACCCUCCGCGCGGAAAACACCGCUCUCCUCUCCCAACUCGAGGGUCGACCGAAUGGAGGCACGAAAGUGGUUCCGAUUAGUACUCUGGACUCCACACGUUUACUAUUGAAAGACUCCCGAACCGCAAUCGCCGCGCACGAGAAGAAGACGUUAAGGUUAAAACAGAUCUGGUCCGCGAAAUCGCUCGAGUUUCGGGAGGCGGUGUGUUCGAUUUUGGGAUGGAAAUUAGAUUUCUUGCCCAAUGGCCGGGUCAAAGCGACUUCUAUCCUUUACCCUAGCACUGUCGAUAGGGAUAGUGAAAGCGGGGAGGCUGUGGAAGAGGAGAAUUCGAUCAUUUUCGAUGGCGAGAAUGGGACUAUGAAGGUGAGUGGCGGGCCGCGGAGUGCGUUUGCGGGGGAGAUUAGGGGGUUGAUUGAGUUUUGGGUCGAGGGGAGGGGCGAGGUGCCGUGUUUUCUUGCGGCGUGUACGUUGGAGUUUUGGGAGAGGGGGAAGGGUGCUGCUGCGGGCUGA
Molecule: messenger RNA, 2193 nt
Organism: Recurvomyces mirabilis
Lineage: Eukaryota; Fungi; Ascomycota; Dothideomycetes; Mycosphaerellales; Teratosphaeriaceae
Gene: MAD1
Product: coiled-coil domain-containing protein mad1
Exons: 2
Coding region: 1-2193 (730 amino acids)
Biological process (GO): mitotic spindle assembly checkpoint signaling; attachment of mitotic spindle microtubules to kinetochore
Cellular component (GO): mitotic spindle; nuclear envelope; kinetochore
Source: RefSeq, a predicted model, not a curated record